UCAAAACCGGUGUUUGAUCGUUCGUCAUUGGAAAACGUCGCGGACAAAACGUCGUCGGUCGGUGGCAUACGUUCCUGCGGGGCGGUCGAAGAGAAAGAGAUAAAAAAAAAGAAAGAAACGCGAUCACGUGAGGCGCAGUCACGUCGAGUAGCAACGAUUCCGUUUCAAAGGAUGGACUGAGUCGAAACACAGUCAGUGAAGGAACGCGGUCGAAACUCCAAGUGGCACAAUCGCGGGCUCGAUACAAAGUAAUACGUAGACGCGCGAAAAAGGGGCUGGAAGCAACUAUGCGCUAACUCGAACUAAUCGAUCUAACGCGUUCCGCGUGACCACGAGCACAGGUAUGCAUUACAACGCGCAAGGGAUUUUCGAAGACUCGUAUUUACGGCAGCGGCAACAAGAGCAUCAACAGCAACGACAGCAGCAGCAACCUCAGUCGUACGGUGUCCGACAAAAGAUCCGCGAUCCGAGUUGCUCGCCGAGAUCGGAUGAGACGCGAUCGCCCGGAUCCGAAGUGAGAGGCGAAGUGAUCGAGUCGUCGGAAGGUACACGUUUCGCAGAAAACGGCUCUCCUCUGGAGCUCGUAGACGAAUCGCGAAUGUCGAGGUACCGCGAGGAACUUGACGCGAAAAGACCCUCCUUCUCGAAGCAGGAGCACGAAUCCGCCAGCUUUUUUCAAGACCCGGAUACGAAUACCAGUGUAAAGUGUUUCACCGAGGAAAUGGUGUCCGCAACGGUGGCGACUCAUUAUAGGGAACCGAACAAUUCGCCUGGGAGCAUCUCGCCUCAGGAGUACGCGGUUCACUCGACGGACAGACGUUCUCACAGUUCUCUCGGUAAAACGUCUUUUUGCAUCGACGCGCUCCUCGGCCGGGCGACCGGAAAACAGGAAACCCUUGAACACGAACGGAAUCAGAGAUUAUUGUUUACGACGCGAAAUCCUGUCAUCGAUGCCAGUCCCUGCUUAACGAACUCGUUGGUCCGUGGACACGAUCGAGAAUCCUCCGGCGCCCUCGGAGGUGUCGUCAUCGGCGUCGGUGCUGGAUGCGAAACCGGAGCUGGAAACGAAAUCGCGCUUCCGCUUGGGACCGCAGGAACCGAAGAGCAGAGAAGCUCGUCUCUUGGGAGCCUUCUGAAUCCAUUCGACAGGUCCGUCGCCCAGCACGGGUCGAAUUCGCCGUCGAAUUUGGAACACGUUCGCGAAGGAUGCGACAGACAAGAUAUCCGUCAUGACCGAUCCGUUCGGGACGUCCCUCUAUCCGGUGUUCGCGUAGAAUCUAUGGAAGCGACGACGACCGUACCGAUUCAUCGCGACAAGGCGGCUGGAAUCGGCAACGGAGGGUUUCGCGUCGACAGAUUAGAAAAUAUCGAAGACGACACUUCGAUCGAGAUCGACCCGACGAGAACCGGGAGCGCCAGCUCGGGAAGCAACGCGAGCCACAGUCCCGUCUCGAGUCCUCCUAUUUCACCGGGAUCGGAGGAACCAAGUAGCAACACCGUUCCCGGUAAUCCGAAUUUACCGAGUGGUCACUAUGGUGCGCUUGGCAGUAGUGCUGGUGUAGCUCGACAAAAUCAAGCUCUCCUCUUACAUCCGAGUGGCCCUUUGAUACAUCCUGGAGGAUUGUACUAUCAUCCUGCGGGCGGGAGCGCGUUCCACUCGAUACACAAGGAAGGUCAGCCCGUCGGACAUUCGCAGAGUGCCGGGGCUCAUCCUCAGCAGCAUCACAUCCAUCCACUCCAACUGGAGUGGUUAGCUAGGACUGGAAUGUUAUAUCCCAGGUUACCCGCCGAUUUGGCCGGUUGCGCAGCUCAGCACGCUCUUCUUGGGAAAACUAGAAGGCCGAGAACCGCUUUCACGUCGCAACAGCUCUUGGAAUUGGAAAAACAAUUUAGACAGAACAAGUACCUCAGCAGACCGAAGAGAUUCGAAGUAGCCACUUCGUUAAUGCUCACAGAGACACAGGUGAAAAUCUGGUUUCAAAACCGGCGGAUGAAAUGGAAGAGGAGUAAAAAGGCGCAACAAGAGGCGCGGGCGAAUAACAAAGUCGAGGAUGGAGGAAAUGUAAGAAGUAGCGAGAGGGAAACUGGAGGCGAGCCGAAUCCAAAUUCGCCAAGCCCACAGGAGGAUACCAAAGGAACGCUACAGGAAACACAGAGGAACACGACUGAACUUCAGGAACCGCUUUAUCGACCGUAUGUGGUGUAAAAACUUUUUGACCAAAAGGAAGAAACAGCAGAUGUAGUGUGUUGUGCCAAAUAAGAACUGACGAUAACGAAUAAGUUAUAAUCACGCGUGCUCGUUACUCCGUAGAGUAACCAGACACGAUUUUCAUUUGGCGUGAUGCAUUCGAUCGUUCUCGAAGAGGAUUCGCAAUAUUACACAAACAUUAGCUAAUAGAGAAUGUACGCAAAAUGGUCAAAUAAAUUUUGAAAGUACAUUGGAAAAAAAUUGCGUACUACAUACAAGCUCGCAGUACGGGGUGAUCUUUUAAUUGUUCCUUCGUUAAUUGUCUGAAAGUGUCUUGGUAAAUUUAUAAAUUGGUAACAAUACGCUCACUUAUUCACGUCUAUAAUUGGAAAGAUAUUAUAACGAUAACGCAUCACCCUGUAUCUGUAUCCGCUACGUACAUUGCUGUGUAUCAUUGCAAACUUGUGUAAAUAAAGGGAACAAAACAACAAUUAGCGAUUAAUUAUCGUAUGAUCGCGAUCACUAUCAUUGACAACGAUGCGACUACAAAAUUAAAUUAAGAGCGCUCUUCGGUGUUCCCUUGAAUUGUUUUCAAAUGUUUCUAUAUAUUGAAGGCGCGUAAGAGCGUAAAAGCUUUUAUUCCGACGGCACAUACGAGAGAAGGUAAGAUACGAGAUUGAGAAGAAUCGUGUUCUCGUGACGCGAAUCGCAUCGACAAUUGUAUAAAAUCAUUGAUUAGAGCGAGAAAGCUAUACGCACCUUCAAAAUUCGAUCCUCUUUGACUGUAACUCUACUCUAACGUUGCUCUAGAAUUGAGAACACGUACCUAUUUAUGAUUAUGAAAUUAUAUAUUAUUGUAAAUAAUAUUCGUAUACGUCUAGGGUAGAAAGUGCGAUGCGAGGAAAACGUCAUAUUAUGUCGCAACA
Messenger RNA from Ceratina calcarata, 3114 nucleotides. RefSeq names its product motor neuron and pancreas homeobox extra-extra (gene exex). Gene Ontology annotation, molecular function: DNA-binding transcription factor activity, RNA polymerase II-specific; sequence-specific double-stranded DNA binding. The record is from RefSeq and is a predicted model, not a curated record. NCBI's taxonomy places the organism in Eukaryota, Metazoa, Arthropoda, Insecta, Hymenoptera, Apidae. The coding region runs from base 344 to 2206 and encodes 620 amino acids. The transcript is spliced from 4 exons. Gene Ontology annotation, biological process: neuron projection morphogenesis; spinal cord motor neuron cell fate specification; central nervous system development. Gene Ontology annotation, cellular component: nucleus.